Molecule: messenger RNA, 1044 nt
Organism: Stereum hirsutum FP-91666 SS1
Lineage: Eukaryota; Fungi; Basidiomycota; Agaricomycetes; Russulales; Stereaceae
Product: terpenoid synthase
Exons: 4
Coding region: 1-1044 (347 amino acids)
Source: RefSeq, a predicted model, not a curated record
AUGUCGCAGACAUAUACAAUACCCGAUACUCUUGCGAACUGGCCGUGGAAGCGCAAGAUAAAUCAACACUACGAAGAAGUGAAGAUGGAGUCUGCUUCAUGGGCACGAAGCUUCCAUGCUUUUAGUCCUCAAGCCCAAGAUGCCUUUGAUCGCUGUGACUUCAAGCGCUUGAGAACGGGGUGCGACCUCAUGAACCUCUUCUUCGUCAUAGACGAGCACUCCGACCUAUCCUCCGUUGCCGAUGCCGAAACUCAAGCACAAAUAAUCAUGAAUGCACUCAUGAACCCAGAAAAGCCUCGCCCUCAUGGUGAAUGGGUGGGUGGCGAAGUAGCUCGACAGUAUUGGGAGCUUGCCAUAAAGACCGCGACUCCAAAGUCCCAAAGACGCUUUGUUGCUGCAUUCGAUGACUAUAUGAAUGCCGUCGUGCAGCAAGCCAAGGACCGCACUCAUUCUACGAUACGCGACAUCGAUAGCUACAUGGAGGUUCGCAGAAAAACGAUUGGAGCUUGGCCGUCUUUCGCGUUGCUCGAGCUCGAUAUGGAUCUUCCAGAAGACUUCAUGGACCACCCAGUGAUGCACGAACUUCACGUGCUUUCAAUAAGCAUGAUAUGCCUCGGAAAUGUAAGUGAUAUUGCGCCUUUACCGUCCGAUAUUGUGUCAUGGAAUCUUGAGCAAUCUCGCGGGGACGACACACACAAUAUUGUGAGGAUUGUGAUGAAUCAGUUGGACACUGAUAUCAACGGCGCAAUGGCAUGGGUGGAAAUGUACCACAAGGAGCUGGAGGUAAAGUUCAUGGACAUAUUUACGAAAUCGCAGGAGUGGAACAAGAGCAUGAACAAGGAUAUUUCUCGGUACGUCGAGGGCCUCGGCAACUGGGUUCGUGCUAACGACCAGUGGAGCUUCGAGAGCAAGCGUUAUUUUGGAGAUAGAGGCCUAGAGAUAAUGUCAAAGAGGACGGUAUCAAUGAUGCCAAAGAGAAAUGAUGUUUUGAACGGAACGCAACUUGACAUUGGGCCCGUUAUUGUCGAUGGGUCCAUUCUGUAA